AUGCUGCUACAAACCUUCCAAACCAACGCCCUACGGGAUCUGUGUACCGAAGAGCAGCUAGAUCUUCUGAAUUCCAUCGAUACCCUCCGUUCUCAGGGUAUAAGCCAUUAUAUUUCUCUGCCACAGAUCAUAGUCUGUGGUGACCAGUCCUCUGGCAAAAGCUCUGUCCUUGAGGCAAUAUCUGGCGUUGCCUUCCCUGUCAAAAGCAACCUUUGCACCCGAUUUCCUACCGAGCUUGUCCUACGAACGCAUAGUCAUGUUGGCGUUCGUGUAUCCAUAGUGCCCCACCAUACACGGAGCGAUGUCGAGCAACGAUCCCUUGGUGAUUUCUGCGAGGAAUUGAAUAGCUUUGAAGGGCUACCUAUCCUGAUUGAAAAAGCUAAAGAAGCCAUGGGAAUAACAACACACGGAAAGGCGUUCUCGAAUGAUCUUCUGCGCGUCGAAGUGUCGGGUCCCGACCGUCCCCAUCUGACUAUCGUUGACCUUCCUGGACUUAUUCACUCGGAAACCAAAAAACAGUCCGCAAUAGAUGUUCAGCUUGUGCAGGACGUGGUUCAGUCUUAUAUGAAACAGCCGCGCAGCAUCAUCCUGGCCGUUGUGUCUGCUAAGAAUGACUUUGCCAAUCAAAUCGUCCUUAAACUGGCUCGAGAUGCUGAUCCCUCUGGGAAACGCACACUUGGCAUCAUAACCAAGCCUGAUACCUUGAUUGAAGGGUCCGAAAGUGAAACGAUGUUUGUGUCGUUGGCAAAGAAUCAGGAUGUGGAGUUUCGGCUUGGAUGGCAUGUUCUCAAGAACAUGGACAUGGACAAAGGCCGAUCUUCCCUAACACAACGAGACUUGGAGGAACAAGAUUUUUUCUCCCAUGGGAUUUGGAAAGAUCUGCCAAGCACACUGGUUGGCAUCGGGAGCUUGCGGAUACGGCUGAGUAAAGUGCUGUUGUUGCAGAUUGCCACCGAGCUACCGAGCUUGAUCAUAGAGAUCGAAGAUAAAAUCGGACAUUGCAGAACUCGCCUACGAAGACUUGGUCAACCUCGGACUACCAUAGAUGAGCAGAAGUCAUAUCUUCUGCAUAUAAGUCAAUCCCUGCAGGAACUUGUGAAAUCCGCUAUUGAUGGCACAUACAAUGACCCAUUUUUUGGCGAUGCCCAAUCCACCAAUGGGUAUCAUAAAAGAAUACGAGCCAUAGUGCAAAAUCAUAACGAAGAGUUCGCCCAACGUGUCCACCGGAGAGGCCAUUAUCGACGUAUCUGUGAGCCCAACGAUGGGCAAAUACCGGCCAAGCACCAGAUUGGGGUCACCCGGGAGGAAUAUAUAAAACAUAUCAGCCAUCUUCUUAAGAGGACUAGGGGCCGCGAGCUACCUGGAACUUUUAAUCCGAUGAUUGUUCGUGAUCUGUUCUUGGAACAGUGCUCUCCUUGGGAACAGAUAACGCGCAGCCACACGAAUAGUAUAUGGGCUGCUGCCAGAGAUUUUCUCGCCUAUGUGGUCAAACAUGUCACGGAUGACGCAACGUCAGCCGCAGUGAUCGAAGAGAUCAUACUCCCAGCCUGCAACAACAUCAAACGUGAUAUUGACGCCAAGACCAAGGAGCUACUCAUGCCACACCAGACAGGGCAUCCUAUCACUUACAACCACUAUUUCACGGAAAACCUGCAGAAGAUUCGGGCGGAGCGCGAAGAACACGAGCUCGCCAGAAGUUUACAGAGUUUCUUUGGAGUAGAUAGUUUGAAGGAGCCCUACUGCACAGACCAUUCAAUCAAUCUUGAACAACUUCUGAAAUCUCUGGUAGCGCAAUCAGAACCAGACAUGGUGCGUUUCGCGUCGAUCGAAGCGUUGGACUGUAUGCUGGCUUACUACAAGGUUGCACUGAAGAGGUUCGUUGAUGACAUUGCCAACGAAGUUGUAGAAGCCAGACUUAUGUCCUCCUUGUCCCGCAUUCUGUCGCCGGUUACCGUAUUCGACAUGCCGGCGAACCUUGUCACGAGGAUCGCUGGUGAGUCGAAAGAAAGUCAAACUAUUCGUGAACAGCUCAACAGGGAACUCCUGAUAUUGGCUAAAGGCUCUGAGACCUGCAAACUAUUUGUUAAAACAAAGACUGGCGACCUCAUCUUUGAUCCUUGGUUAGCAGACGACUACUUGGCAAGGGAGAGUAGUGAUGAAUCUAUAUGUGAAGAAGUGAGAUUGGAUGCAGAAGAAUCCGAACUUUCUGACUCGUCAAAUGACUUAGUCGGCACGAUUGAGGCUCUAGAUGACCUUAUUGACGAGACGACGACCCCUAGCUUCGAGGAAGAGCCCAAGCCCAGCGUACAGAUUUCCAAAAAUGCGAGUAAAAAGAAGAGCAAAGGGAAAAAGAAGGUGGAAGGCAUUGCGUCUCUAGAAUUCCAGUGA
Molecule: messenger RNA, 2388 nt
Organism: Penicillium verhagenii
Lineage: Eukaryota; Fungi; Ascomycota; Eurotiomycetes; Eurotiales; Aspergillaceae
Product: dynamin family protein
Exons: 3
Coding region: 1-2388 (795 amino acids)
Cellular component (GO): membrane; cytoplasm; microtubule
Molecular function (GO): GTP binding; microtubule binding; GTPase activity
Source: RefSeq, a predicted model, not a curated record